Molecule: messenger RNA, 806 nt
Organism: Helianthus annuus (common sunflower)
Lineage: Eukaryota; Viridiplantae; Streptophyta; Magnoliopsida; Asterales; Asteraceae
Product: glucosamine 6-phosphate N-acetyltransferase
Exons: 2
Coding region: 193-666 (157 amino acids)
Biological process (GO): UDP-N-acetylglucosamine biosynthetic process
Cellular component (GO): endoplasmic reticulum-Golgi intermediate compartment; Golgi apparatus; endoplasmic reticulum
Molecular function (GO): monosaccharide binding; glucosamine 6-phosphate N-acetyltransferase activity
Source: RefSeq, a predicted model, not a curated record
CAUUGCAGCCGUUUUUAGGUCAAAUUGGGUUAUUUAAAAAAGAGAAACCACGGGUGAACAACUAACUGGGUUAUCUUCUUCAAUCUUAAGAAACCCUAGAGAAACUGCUCGAUCAAGAAACCAUUCUUCCUCUUCAAUCCUGCUCGAUUAAGAGUUUGUAAUCUGUAGUUGUAUUAACCAUAAUCAAGAAAGAUGGAAAGCAACACUACCUCUAGCGAUGAACAAAGAUAUCAAGUUAGAAGAUUGGAAAUAACCGACAAGAACAAGGGAUUCAUGGAACUACUGCAACAACUUACAGUUUGUGAUUCUGUAACAGACGAAGAAUUCCAAAAACGAUUCGAAGAACUUAAAGCAUACGGUGAUGAUCAUGUCAUAUGUGUGAUUGAAGACCUGAAUUUAUCAAAGAUUGUUGCAACUGGAAGUGUGUUUAUCGAGAAGAAGUUCAUAAGGAGUUGUGGGAAAGUUGGACAUAUUGAAGAUGUUGUGGUUGAUUCGGGUGCUCGAGGGAUGCAGUUAGGGAAAAAAGUUGCGGGGUUUCUUGUGGAUCAUGCUCGUUUAACGGGUUGUUAUAAGGUGAUUCUUGAUUGCAGUGAGGAUAACAGAGCUUUUUAUGAGAAAUGUGGGUUUAAAAAGAAAGAAAUUCAGAUGGUCAAGUAUUUCAUUUGAGAUCAGAUACAAAUAACAUGAUUUUCUCUUCAUAAUUUAUUACAUGACUUGCAUACAACUUUGACAUUGUUGUUGUUGUUGACUUUCAUUGACUUACAACUACUCAUGCCUUCGUAAAUUUCUGGUCCUAAUUUAUUACA